AACUACUCAGGCUCAGUGCUGGCUCAUUAUGCUACUGGACUUAAAAUGUGGCACGUACUUCAUGGUCAACCCUGGCUCAUCAAUGCCAGGGAACUCAAAGCUACUCUUGGUAGCUCUAGCCCCCCCCCCCUCAUCCAAGCAAAACGAGUGCAAUCCCUUCACACCAGACAUCAUUAUCAGAAUUCAUGA
Messenger RNA from Suillus clintonianus, 189 nucleotides. RefSeq lists its product as uncharacterized. The annotation marks the transcript as partial. The record is from RefSeq and is a predicted model, not a curated record. NCBI's taxonomy places the organism in Eukaryota, Fungi, Basidiomycota, Agaricomycetes, Boletales, Suillaceae. The transcript has a single exon.